Molecule: messenger RNA, 1440 nt
Organism: Drosophila eugracilis
Lineage: Eukaryota; Metazoa; Arthropoda; Insecta; Diptera; Drosophilidae
Product: putative mediator of RNA polymerase II transcription subunit 26
Exons: 1
Coding region: 40-1440 (466 amino acids)
Source: RefSeq, a predicted model, not a curated record
UCCGGCCAAGGCAUUGGCCUACAAGCCAACAGUACAUUAAUGAUCUAUGCAUUAAUGUGGCUCUCGUUGGCCAUGACAAUGGAGGCCAUAGAUGCCCCAUUGCCGCUGUCCCUGGCGGAGUUCCCGAUUCUGCCGCUGGAACAUGGCGGCAGCAAACACCAUUACCAGGAAACUGGUGUGGAAUCGUUGCCGGGAUUAACAGGAUAUACGCGAAAUUAUUAUCACCCCUCUGACACUGCAACGGCCGAUGACUUGGCAACAUAUGGAAAUUAUGCUCACAACCUCCUGGCCACCCACCACAAUCCACAUCCACAUCCACUACAUUCUCAUGCCAGUGUCUCCUCCCUUGGCACCACGGCCAAUGGCUUUGUGCCCUUCUACUACAACAGCAAACUGCACUCGCAAUUCAGCGAGGAUGAGGAGCCGCGUCGCGACCCAUCGGCCAAUAUCGAUUUUGUCAUUAAUACGGCAAAUUAUGAGCCAAAUUCCGCUGGCUAUGAGGAGGAGCUACAUCACAGGGAGCCCUUCGACAGCUAUGCAUAUCGGCCCCGGGUGCAGUUUCCCACGUCGCCACCCAGUCAUUACCAUUUCGAACAAAUUUCCAAUUAUCGGGAGAACCGGCAGCACCAGCAGCAACACCAUCAGGAGGAGCAGGAGCAUGAGGAUAAUUCCAGUGUCUAUGGACGGCUCAAAGAGCUGCAAACAUUGGCUAAACCAGUGAAGCGUCAGCAGGAGGACUCCCUAUCGAAUCACCAACAACAAAAUCAGGAUCUGCCAGGAAGACACCAGCUACUAGAACAGCGACAACAUCAGCAAAUCGAAGGAAGACAACUGCAACACCAACAGCAACAUUUCCAGCAGCAUUUGCAACAGAAGCAUUUACAUCCUCAGGAUCAGCGGCAACAACAGCGCUUGGGUGUUUCCCAGGAUCAGCAGCUUUUGUACUCCCACAAGGAUACCCAAAUUGCAGAUCUGCCGGCCAUAACCACCAGUGUUCGCCAUACCCCAGAGAGUAGUAAAGCUGUAGCUGGAGUGCCUCUAUCCAAGCACAUCGAGAUCACCAAGAAUGUUCCCGUCACCCACUACCAGAAGCAACAUGUUCCCUAUAAGCAAACUGUCCAGAUGCAAGUUCCUCGCACUGUGAUCGCUGCCAUACCCAAACCCAUGCCCAUCAAAAUCCCAGUGGCCAAAACAGUGGCAGUUCCUCAACUGCAGGAGGUUAAGAUCCCAAUAGAGCGGGUGAAACCUGUGCCCGUAGAGCGACCCAUUCCGUUUGUGGUGGAACGAAGGGUACCAUACAGAGUGGAGAAGCCAGUGGUCUCGCCAGUUUAUUAUCCGUAUCCGGUUAAAGUGCCAGUGGUGCGCACGGUGGUGCACAAGCAGCGACCCCAAUAUGUGGCACCCGGUUGGAGUGCCACCGGCAAUCAUCUGCUGGGCUAG